Molecule: messenger RNA, 4790 nt
Organism: Pecten maximus
Lineage: Eukaryota; Metazoa; Mollusca; Bivalvia; Pectinida; Pectinidae
Product: aryl hydrocarbon receptor-like
Exons: 12
Coding region: 499-2922 (807 amino acids)
Biological process (GO): regulation of transcription by RNA polymerase II
Molecular function (GO): DNA-binding transcription factor activity, RNA polymerase II-specific; RNA polymerase II transcription regulatory region sequence-specific DNA binding; protein dimerization activity
Source: RefSeq, a predicted model, not a curated record
GGGAGACCUGCCUUACCGGUUACUUGUGAACAUGAAUAUGACUAGCAACAUAUACACAUAUAAAAAUAAUAUGGAAAUAAAAGAAAGGAGGAAAAUGAUAAGGGGGCCGGAGUUCGACAUUUUACGUCCCCUCCGACUGACGACACGCUUGUCGAUUUCUGUCGAGUGUAGUUACUGAGUACGGGCAUUUUACGGGAAGAGAAAGGUCUACCCGGACUGGGACCUGUGGGGGAGAAAUGUAAACACGUCGGGUUUGAUUGAAUAUCUGUGUUUGAGCUUGAGAUAACAGAGAGUACAAACACAUACUUAACGCGGAUUACUCUGUAUGUGUGUAUAGCAGGCUGGGGGAUACAGGAUUCAUAUUGUUACCGAAAGCUAUCAGUCGAAAUGUGCUUUGGAAAAUAGCUUUUUAAAGAUGUUUUUAUGGAGGUUUACCUGAAAUGUGUACAGUGUUGCUCAAAUUAAAGUGUUGAAGACAGAAGAAAGUACAUAAGAAGGAUGAAUAUGGAAACGGAGAGUGAGAUACCGGAGGAGACACGUAAUACCGGUCAGGGAUCAAAGGAUCGAGGGUCAAGUAAAGUUGACCCAAGUUUUAAGUCAAAGCGCUAUCGUGAUAAACUGCGUACUGAAAUCAAGGCUUUGGAGACGCUUAUUCCGAUCGAUAGAUCAACACUACAUCGAAAGUUAGACAGUCAGACCAUCUUCCGAUUGGUGAUAUCUUACUUCCGCUUGAAAGUCCUCUUUAAGGCUAUAUGUCUCCCUGGAGAGGCGGACGAAAGUACGGACGGAACAGCAGAAGAAGAAGAAGAACGACACAUAGCCGAAAAGUACUUCGAGGGUAAAAACAUUUCACAGAUAUUGGAUGGAUUUCUGCUGGUAGUUGCUACUGAUGGUACCAUACUGUACGCGUCUGAUAAUGUCCUGCAGUAUCUAGGGUUCAACCAGGUCGACCUUCUGCACAGAUGUAUUUACGGAGUUAUACAUCCCGACGACCAUUUUGAUCUGAAAUUGGUCUUUGAGCAGCCGUCAGUCCCUGGGGACUCCGGGUGUCAUCAACAAAGGGGAGACAACCAAGAAACAGCUAGGCCAACAUCAUUUAUUUGCAGAAUGAAAUGCUUCAAUGGGACAGCAGCAGGCUAUCUGAAAAUACACUGCGUUGGAAAAGUUGACAAUUUUCCUGAACUCGCAUCAAAGUCAACAGGAAGUUUUCUACAAGUCAUUCGACUCUACUGUCAGCCGUUCAUGCUAACCGGAAAUGACAUCAACGAUGACCUCAAGCAGAACGUAUUCUGGAGUAAACACGAUAUGGAUCUUAAGAUAAACGAACUCGAUAAAAAAGCGGCGGCCAUGACUGGAUAUGACGUAGACGAGUUGGAUGGCCGUUCUAUUUAUGAUUUUGUCCAUCCAGAAGAUGUCGCUGCAUUCGCAUCUUGUCACAAAUCACUUGUGGAGAGCACAGAAGUUCAAACCUCCUACUUCCGGUUUAUAACAAAAGACAAUGACUUGAUCUGGCUGCACUCACGAGGAAAGGUCAUCAGUAAGAAUUCCAAGAAGUUCUCUGUAGUCUUUACCCAUUGUCCCGUCAGAGAGGAAGACAGCACGUUCUUGCAACAAGAGUCGACACUCCGGCAGCGAUACGCUAUAAACGAUCUGCUACAAUUGAUCCAAUAUGGCUACUACACAAAUACUACCCGAGCAAAUACUGGGCGUAGUGACAGCCUCGGGAAUCAAAAGACUAAUGGCCAAAUAUGUACACCUCACAUAGGCUUCACCGAGGAUGCAUCUUUGUCCUUCUAUAGUGCGCUGGUCAGUUGUCCGUCCACUCUGCAUGCCAUGAACGACCGACAUUCUCCUGUCCUGCCGUCCACUCAUGUAGCACAUAAAAUCACUCAACGGGAGAAACAACUCCAGUUUCAGGAAUUCAGAAGACGGCAAGAGUUUGACCAAGACCGCAUGGUCGCAGGCAAUCAACCGGCAGAAUUUAUCCCAUAUCUCUGGCAAAUGCAACAACCCGCCAGUUUCGCUCACCAGCAACAACAACAGCAACAACAAUCAGAAGAAAAUCCCCACCAUCAGCAGUACUCUAUUCGUCCUCGUGCCGAAGUGAACACUUGUGAAGCAAAAAAGAUAAAAUCCGAGCCGGGAUACAAUGCACCAUAUCAACCAUGUUCUUACAACUCAUAUCCUGUUUUUCAGUAUCCUGGAACAAGCCCUGUAAACUGCGGACCUUGUGUGGCAUACGAGCCCCCUGUUUGCUCACUUCCUUCAUCUGACCACUUAGUAUUUAAUUUCCCACCGUCUCCACCUGUAUCGCCAAGGAGGUUCUUACCAGAUAGAUAUGCUAUGUUUUCACCUCAUCAACCAGCUUACUAUCCCCCUCGGUUUCCUCCUCCCUCCCAACGUUUCAUGUACAGCAUCGACCAUAGCUCAUAUCACUUUCCACCAGCUUACCACAAUGUGAUUAGUGCUACCAAUAGCCAGCCGAUUUCGUCGUUCGUGGCUGGUGCUGGCGCCGUUGCUAGUGUCGGAAAGAGUUCCGAAUCAGUUCAAAAUCAUAAUAGUGCUACUACUCGCAUUCAUACAAAACCACACGCUAAUAUCAGACUUUCCAUGCACUGUGAUUACUCCACGCCUAAAUUACAAGGUACAUUGGAAUCAAACGACAUCAAAUUCAGUCCGUCCUCGUCUAAACACCAUCUACAUUCCGUGCCAUCAAAAAGGCAACGACUGCAAUCUCAUCUCCAGCCGCAAGGAGCUUGUGGGUAUAUCAACCAAGUUGAAGGGGAGAGCAUAGAAUACGAUAUCGAGGCAUCUAUACAUAUGAAGAUAGUGGACAAUUCAGUACCAAAAUGUACCGACACCAAACCAGAGGUUGACUUACCGUCGAUUGGCAGUUUUCUAGAUUAUCUUAAUGACGGAUAGUGACAUUUUGCCUUUUAAGCUUGAGUCUGUGAACUGUGUGAGCCUGGAUCAGCUGAAAACUGGAGUUUCACUGUUUAGGUUUCAAUUUUCUUUUAUUGCGUUAAAAUUUUGGGUAAAACCGCGUAAAAGUGAACCGUGGUAAAAUCAGCAUCUUUCGGACAUGUUUGUUUUUCAUUUUCAAGCAUAGAUUCUUGCUGUAAAUCAACAUGUAUAAUGGUACCAGAUAGUGAUACAUUUAUUUUGCCAUGAAGAUGUCAAGAAAGAAAGUGAUUAAUGUAUGUUGCCAUGUAGAUGUCAAGAAAGAAAGUGAUACGUGUAUUUUGCCAUGUAUGCUUCAAGAAAGGUACUGAUACAUGUAUUUUGCCAUGUAGAUUUCAAGAAUAAUUCAUAUCGGGUAUUCGGAAUAACAUCAACGAACCCAGGGGAUCUUGUGUGUUCUGAUGGUCAAUUAAUUAUGUCUCGUCUUAUCAGUAUGCUGCAUGAAGUACUUGUAACUGUGGAAUAUCCAUUGUAUUGCGUCGUGCCUUUAAUUUCGAUCAGUGCCUUAAGCUACACCUGAACAUAUACAGCUGUCCGUUUACAGGAAAUGUAUAUUAAAAUUCUGCCAGUAACAUAUAUAAUAUUUUUUGUUGGUUAUUGUGUGUUUUACAUGGUGUAUUUCAGUACAUUUUGAUGAAAUAAAGUGCUUCUAUUUUCAAUUUGCUUUCCCUCGAUAACAAUCUAACGUAUACAUAUAUCUUUAUGAAGUCGUUAUAGUGAACAUUUGGUCUUUUGUUAGAAACAAUGCGCGUUGUAAAAAAAAAGUAGAAGUGCAAUAUGCCGGAAUGUUUUGUCAAUUAAAAAAUAAUUGAUAUUUAUUCUACGGAAUACAAACUUUGUUUUCAGUUUUAUCAUUCGCUGGGUGUCAAUAGUCAUUAUGUAUUUGAGAAAAACACGAUUAUUUCUUGUAGUUAAAGCGAUAUAUCUUCCUGAUAGAAUCAACAUUUGUGGACAGUACGAAUGAUAUUGACUCACGAUAAGAAAUUCAUAUAUCUUUAUGAUAAUAAGAAAAGAAAAUAGAUGAUAGCCUAACAACUCCGAAACCAGCCGACCUAAAAAAAAAAAGAAGAACCUAUCUAGUGACAUCUUAAUAUACCUUAAAAUCUCCAAAACGAGUCUACCUAAAAAAGGAAGCCUAUCCUGAAAAUAAGCCUACAUUUUCCUAGGAACAAACUUUACUUGAAAAUAGUCCUUGUUUGAAAAUAAGUCCUUUCUGAAAAAAGAUAUAAUGUUCAGUUUAUAUAGUGUCCGAUAAUGUCCAGAAGGUCUUAUUCGAAAUGAUGACGUAAGCCCAUUGUCAGUUCUAUACCUCUGUCACUGCUCUAUUGCACAAACUAAUGUGGAUACCACGUUUAUCAACAUUCCGUAUAUAAGCAAUUCAUACUUCACGGACCGUGUAAGUUCUGGUUUUGGCAUUUUAAUAUCAUAUUGCACAAAUAAUAAAUAAAUUGGUCAUAACAGGGCCUUCAUUCCUAUAGGAAUAAUAGUUUUCAAUUAUAAAAAAAAUCAAUUUGGGAUUAAGCUACAUUAUGCUUUUUAUAUUAAUACCUUGUAUGUAUUUUGUACAACGAAUUGAUGCAAUGGAAACUCAUGUGCUAAUAUCAUAAUAGCUAAAGGAAGAUGUUCUUACUUUGACUGUUAAGAUUUCUCUCUUGCAAAAAUUAUCGUUUAGUGCUAAAAGGUUUUUCCCUCACAUUCUUAAUCUUUCUUUAUGUGUAAUGAUAUCAUUGUGUAAUGAUAUCAUCAUUCGAGGGGCCGCGGUGGCCGAGUGGUUAAGGUGUCCCGACACUUUAACACUAGCCCUCCACAUCUGGGUUGUGAGUUCGAAA